AGCACUCGACACGCUCAGCAUGCUCGCCGCUCUCGCCCGUCCGACUGUCCGCCUCUGCCCGACCACCGCCUCGAGCCGCACCGCCGCCGCUCGCGCCCUGCACUCGACGCCAGCUCGUCACGCACCGGGCCUCUUCCAGGGUGGCGGGCAGAGCGUCGGCGAGGACGCGGCCGACACGUCGAGGAAGAACGCGGCCGUGCCCAUGUUCAUCGCGGCAGGAGCAGGAAUCGCCGGCUACAUCGCCUACUCGCAAAUGAGCUCGCGCCAGCAGGCGCACGAGGAGAAGAAGGACGCCAAGCACGACCAGCAGACCGAGAACGCCCCGGCCGGCUCCAAGCCCAAGGUCGCCAUGCGCGGCUGAGCGCGGCGCGCCGUCCGUUCGUCGGUCCUCCCACUUGUACAGCUCGAGCUUGACAACAUAGCAGUGAACCAGCCC
Messenger RNA from Rhodotorula graminis WP1, 436 nucleotides. RefSeq lists its product as uncharacterized. The annotation marks the transcript as partial. The transcript has 4 exons. The record is from RefSeq and is a predicted model, not a curated record. Lineage: Eukaryota; Fungi; Basidiomycota; Microbotryomycetes; Sporidiobolales; Sporidiobolaceae.